AUGAGGCCCUUCGAGCUUGAAGACAUCACCUACUACUGGUCCGAGAACAACCCGAUGGUCCUCAUGCUGAACACGCAAAUGGCCACAGCCUCCUUCAUGCAGCGCCUGGUCUCGAAGGGCGGACACGCUCACAUCACGAGCAAGGGCCAAGGACAGGGCACCACACUCCCAGCAAAAGUCUGGAGCCACAUCAUCGACAUCUUGGCCGCCGACGCCGACGCCAACCCAGUCUUCAUCCUGACCCAAGCCACACUGGCCAACCCGGAAGUCGACCCCGCCGUCUCCCCCGCCGUCCUAGCCUGCAUCCCAAUACAUCCCAAACUAGCCGACCACAGCUUCGGGGCCAUGCGCUGCGCCAAGACCAUCCAGUCGUUCGAGGACGCCAUGGCCUUCCGCCAGGUGCCCCCGUUGGGCGACCCGGCGGGCGUCAACCCCAAAGUCAUCUUCUUCAUCGGCAUCGACGAGCCGCCACAGAACCUCUCCUGCUGCGCCGACAGCGGCCUGCACCUGCGCGCGGCCGUCGCGCGCCUCAAUGGCGGCAGGUGCCUUAUGGGCCACGCCAACCGCGCGCAACCCAGCACCGCGCCACAGCUCACCUGCCUGUACAGCGACAUCGACCUCCCGGACAUCAUCGCGCGCGUCGAGGGCGGCAUCUGCGGGGCGUGCGACGGCGCGCGCUUCGUCGGCGCCAGCCUGAUCAACCGCGACGCUGGCCGCAAGCGCAAGCGCACCUGUCACGACAGCAACGGCGACGACCACCCUGACAGGAAGCGCGCCAGGAGCCUGACGCUGCUCGAAGCCGCCGGCGUGCUGCUGGCGUGCCCCGUGUGCCUCGGCACCAAGACGUGCGAGGACCACCGCGCGUACUUUGACAGCCGCGCUGCUUCGUCCGCCGCCGCCGGCAGCGACAACACCUUGCGCUCCCGCCUGGUAUUCAUCCCCGAAGACAGCGCCGACGUGUACGACGACCUGCGCGAGCGGCUGGACGAGCUGGGGUACGCCGACGUGCCUGUCUCCACCGCCGCGCUGGUGUCUUAUUGGGGCGGCGCCGGGUGGGAUUUGGAGCAGGUUAAUGCGCGCCGGGGAUACUUUAUGCCGUGA
Lasiosphaeria miniovina is the source of this 1101-nucleotide messenger RNA. RefSeq lists its product as uncharacterized. Bases 1 to 1101 code for a protein of 366 amino acids. The record is from RefSeq and is a predicted model, not a curated record. The transcript has a single exon. NCBI's taxonomy places the organism in Eukaryota, Fungi, Ascomycota, Sordariomycetes, Sordariales, Lasiosphaeriaceae.